AUAUCUUUAAAACUUCUAGUUCUAAGCCCUAAGGCAGCAAAGCAUAAGCUUAGCCUUACAAACUAUCGGGAGCUCUUACUUAGCUUUGAGCCUCUUUUAGGUGAAUAUUCAGGCCCUAACCUUACAAAGGUUCUUAUUGUACUUCUUGGUUGUAUAAAGGCAUUACCAAAAAAUAAUAUAACUGAGUACUGGUCUAAUAAGAAGGACUAUACUAUCUGUAUAAACCAGAGGAAAAGGGAGAUUACUUAUAUACUUAAGAAAAAGAAAAGAGUUCCCUGGAAAAGAUUAAUACUUACUGCUCUUAAGGCUGCACGGGAAAAGCUUGAUAAAUACUAUACUCAGACUUAUAACUCUUAUGGUAAUCUUUUUGCUAUUGCAACUAUCCUUUAUUCUCAGAAGAAGUUAAGAUUCUUUACUACCCAAGAAUAG
Messenger RNA from Penicillium waksmanii, 429 nucleotides. RefSeq lists its product as uncharacterized. NCBI's taxonomy places the organism in Eukaryota, Fungi, Ascomycota, Eurotiomycetes, Eurotiales, Aspergillaceae. The record is from RefSeq and is a predicted model, not a curated record. The annotation marks the transcript as partial. The transcript is spliced from 4 exons.